Molecule: messenger RNA, 1121 nt
Organism: Lucilia cuprina (Australian sheep blowfly)
Lineage: Eukaryota; Metazoa; Arthropoda; Insecta; Diptera; Calliphoridae
Gene: Rrp42
Product: exosome complex component RRP42
Exons: 5
Coding region: 86-976 (296 amino acids)
Biological process (GO): U4 snRNA 3'-end processing; exonucleolytic trimming to generate mature 3'-end of 5.8S rRNA from tricistronic rRNA transcript (SSU-rRNA, 5.8S rRNA, LSU-rRNA); nuclear polyadenylation-dependent rRNA catabolic process
Cellular component (GO): cytoplasmic exosome (RNase complex); nuclear exosome (RNase complex)
Source: RefSeq, a predicted model, not a curated record
UUGUUUAUUUUGGUAAACAUAACCCUAAAUUUAAAAAAAUCAUUUUUUAAUUUAAAUCUUUUUAAUAAAAAAAAUAAUAUAAAAUAUGGCUAAUAUAGCCUUAAGUGAAGCAGAAAAAACAUUUAUAUUACAUGGCGUAGAGGAAGAUUUUCGUUGUGAUGGUCGCUCACGUCGAGAUUACCGACCCAUGGAAAUAGAAUGUGAAGUGGUCAGUAAUGCCAGUGGUUCGGCUAGAUUACGUUUGGCAAAUACGGAUAUAUUAGUGGGUGUUAAAUGUGAAAUAGAUAAACCCUCACCACUAUUUCCUAAUCAAGGAAAAAUUGAAUUCUUUGUGGAUUGUUCUGCUAAUGCUACGCCAGAAUUUGAAGGAAGAGGUGGUGAAGAUUUGGCUUUGGAAUUAUCAGAUACUUUGGCAAAUGCCUAUGAGUCACCUUUGGCUUUCGAUUUGAAGCCGUUGUGUAUAUUGCCGGGCCAACAAUGUUGGAAAUUAUAUGUAGAUAUUUUGAUUUUAGAAUGUGGUGGUAAUUUAUUCGAUGCUGUUUCCUUAGCUGCCAAAGCAGCCAUAUUUAAUUGUAAAAUUCCUCGAGUCACAGCCGCCUUAAUGGAUGCCGGUGAAGCUGAGCUUAUAAUUAGUGAUGAUCCUUAUGACUGCACCCGCAUAGAUAUAGAAAAUAUACCUAUAUUGGUAACAGUUUGUAAAAUUGGCGAUUGCUGUUUGGUAGAUCCCUCGGCAGAGGAGGAAGAAUGUAGUACUGCUAGUGUAGUAGUGGCGGUCUCAAAACGCAACAACAAAAAUUACGUUUCUCAUACCCAUACGGUGGGUGGCGGUUCCCUACAUAAAGACACAAUGUACAAUUGCUUAAAAUUGGGCAUGUCGGCCGCCGACUGUUUGAAUGACGCUUUGGUUAAAGCUAUAAAAUUGGAGGAAAGUCGUGUUGGUCCCAAAAAAAGGGAAACUGUUGGUUUCUUGAAAUAAAACGAUACUUUUAAUUAUUUUAAUUUGGUUAGUGUAAAACCAAUAUAUUUUUAAGUUUUAUUAAAAAAAAAGAAACAAAAAAGCCCAUAAAUUGUUAUUCAAAUACAUAAAUUUUUUGAUAUAGUAAAUUUAAACUAAAUCACGU